Messenger RNA from Myotis lucifugus (little brown bat), 1507 nucleotides. RefSeq names its product procollagen-lysine,2-oxoglutarate 5-dioxygenase 2. The transcript has 9 exons. NCBI's taxonomy places the organism in Eukaryota, Metazoa, Chordata, Mammalia, Chiroptera, Vespertilionidae. Bases 1 to 1062 code for a protein of 353 amino acids. Gene Ontology annotation, biological process: peptidyl-lysine hydroxylation. Gene Ontology annotation, cellular component: endoplasmic reticulum. The record is from RefSeq and is a predicted model, not a curated record. Gene Ontology annotation, molecular function: L-ascorbic acid binding; procollagen-lysine 5-dioxygenase activity; iron ion binding.
AUGACAGCAACCAACACCCUGCUCACCUGCUAUGCCAUCCUGCAGCGGCUGAUGCCUUCCAUAUUCCGGGCGCACCCCCUGGUGAUAAUUGCUCCUCUUGUAACUCGCCAUGGAAAGCUGUGGUCCAACUUCUGGGGAGCCCUGAGUCCUGAUGGCUACUUUGCUCGAUAUGAAGAUUAUGUGGAUAUUGUUCAAGGGAAUAGAGUAGGGAUAUGGAAUGUCCCAUACAUGGCUAAUGUGUACUUAAUUAAAGGGAAGACACUUCGAUCAGAGAUGAAUGAAAGGAACUAUUUUGUUCGUGAUAGACUGGAUCCUGACAUGGCUCUUUGCCGAAAUGCUAGAGAAAUGGGUGUAUUUAUGUACAUUUCUAAUAGACAUGAAUUUGGAAGACUAUUAUCAACUGCAAAUUACAAUACUUCCCAUUAUAACAAUGACCUCUGGCAGAUUUUUGAAAAUCCUGUGGACUGGAAGGAAAAGUAUAUAAACCAUGAUUAUUCAAAGAUUUUCACUGAAAAUAUAGUUGAACAGCCUUGUCCAGAUGUCUUUUGGUUUCCCAUAUUUUCUGAAAAAGCCUGUGAUGAGUUGGUGGAAGAAAUGGAGCAUUAUGGCCAGUGGUCUGGAGGGAAACAUCACGAUAGCCGUAUAUCUGGUGGUUAUGAAAAUGUCCCAACUGAUGAUAUCCACAUGAAGCAAAUUGAUCUGGAGAAUGUUUGGCUUCAUUUUAUCCGGGAGUUUAUUGCACCAGUUACACUGAAGGUCUUUGCAGGCUAUUAUACAAAGGGAUUUGCAUUAUUGAAUUUUGUGGUAAAAUACUCCCCUGACAGACAGCGUUCUCUUCGCCCUCAUCAUGAUGCUUCUACAUUUACCAUCAACAUUGCACUCAAUAAUGUGGGAGAAGAUUUUCAGGGAGGUGGAUGCAAAUUUCUUCGAUACAAUUGCUCUAUUGAAUCACCGAGAAAAGGCUGGAGUUUUAUGCACCCAGGGAGACUCACGCAUCUGCAUGAAGGGCUUCCUGUUAAAAAUGGAACAAGAUACAUUGCAGUGUCUUUUAUAGAUCCCUAAGUUAUUAACUUUCCUUUGAAUCACUGCUCCUUUUGGAAUGGAUGACUGGCAUGAACAUGUUUGAAGUUACUUGAGAAGAUGAGAGGAAUAUUUAAGUAACUUCAACAGAACAACUUCACUUUGGGCCAAACAUUUGAAAACCUUAUAAAAAAAUUGAUAUAUCAUAAUGUCUGCUCUGAGCCUUAAAACACAGAUUGAAGAAGAAAAGAAAGGAAAAAAAAUUAAAAGCAAAUAUUUAUUUCUUUGCCUUAUUGUCUCUGAGAACAAUGACAGUUUUUCUGAAUAUGUGUUUCAGUUGGUAAAAUAUUCAGGUACAAAUGCACAAGUGACAAAUGAGACUAGUAUUUUCUUAUUUAACAACACCUGGGAAGAAUUUUAUUUAUCAACAUGUAGAUAAGAUGGAUAUAAGUGAAAAUUGGCAAUUUUUUAAAUGUUGGAAAACUGG